CCUAAGAUGACGGAAACGACGCCCAGAGCCCAAACCCGAGUGAGGAAACGCAUUAUCGUGUGUUGUGACGGAACGUGGCAAGAUGGUCCAUUUUACGCGUUUGUACUGGGUCAGCAGCUCACGAACAACCAGGAGUAUCCACAGGAAACCGUCAAAGCUACACUAACAUCUUGGUUUGUCAGGAUUGCUCGCACAAUCAACCACGAAGAUGCGCGCUACAACCCUCCAAUUCCUCAGAUUGUAUUCUACCAGUCGGGAAUCGGUUCAGAGAAAGGCUGGUAUUCAGAGUAUAUCGUUGGUACAACCGGGGCCACACUUGGCGACAAGGUUGAAGAAGCUUAUGCAUUUAUUGCACAUAACUAUAUGCCUGGUGACGAGAUAUUCCUAUUUGGCUUCUCUAGAGGAGCGUAUACUGCCCGAAUGGUGGCUAUGUUUAUUGGACUCAUUGGGGUGUUGGAUCGCACCGAUAUGGAUCACUUUGCUGGCAUCUUCCUUGCAUGUCAGAAGCUCGGGAAAACGAAGGAUGAUACAGAAAAGCGCACUCUGAAAACUCAGCUUCAUUCCUGGACCGGCGAAAAUUCUCCCGGAAAAAAUCGGACAAAGGCUCCUGAUGACAACUUCUCAGUGAAAUUUGUGGGUGUAUUCGAAACCGUCGGUAGCCUCGGGCUGCCCCAGGAACUCACUCACCGUCCGGGUAUCCAAAAUGUCUUUGGUUUCAACGACCGCUUACUGGGAGAGCACAUUCAAUAUGCAUAUCAAGCAUUGGCUCUGAACGAGCCUCGUGCAGACUUCGAUUGUUGUAAAUUCGAACAAACAUCUCUAGCUGCACAGCGGGGGCAAACCCUGUCUCAAUGCUGGUUCUCUGGAUGCCACGCGGACGUAGGAGGUGGCUACAGGAAUCACGAUUUGGCGGAUAUCACCCUUUUCUGGAUGGCAGCCAACGUCGGCGACCAUCUAUCUCUGGACUACAAGUAUCUUGGGUCUCUGCCGCAACCGGCCUAUCCUUAUGGCGAGCAACCGCCUCACGACCCGCGGACAGGCAUAUUUGCCCUCUCACACAAGUUACAACGCAAAAUACCCACACAAACAAAUAAUGUGACCCAUGAAACCAUUCACGCCUCUGUUCUGCAGCAACGAACGCUCUCCGAGGUUGUUGAUGUUGACAUCGUCACACAUUCCCAUUUGGUUCCUCCACUUUUACCCCUUGAAGAUGCCCUUCGCAAGCAUUGGGCUUCGUUAGGUCCUCCGAACUCUGACGACACCGCAUCUCUCCAACAACAUGUCAAGCACAUUGUGACGCAUACGAACACUGGGCUUGCGACCGAAUCUGGACAACGGAUCCAUGAGAAUAAUUGGCUUGGAAGACUCUUACACGAGGUUACCAACAAACUGGAUUAUUAG
This is a messenger RNA of Mycena indigotica, 1401 nucleotides long. RefSeq names its product DUF2235 domain-containing protein. The transcript is spliced from 13 exons. Bases 7 to 1401 code for a protein of 464 amino acids. Lineage: Eukaryota; Fungi; Basidiomycota; Agaricomycetes; Agaricales; Mycenaceae. The record is from RefSeq and is a predicted model, not a curated record.